Parnassius apollo (apollo) is the source of this 924-nucleotide messenger RNA. The record is from the annotation of a GenBank genome assembly. NCBI's taxonomy places the organism in Eukaryota, Metazoa, Arthropoda, Insecta, Lepidoptera, Papilionidae.
AUGCAGUGCUUCAUUUGCGUUAUUUAUAUGAUAAUAUUAUGCACCGCACAACCACCUAAGGAUCGUAAAACAGCAACUACCCACGAGGAACGAUCACUUUUCCAUGAUGUCAUCGAGUCUUUACGAAUUCGGUCACAGCUGCCUGAAGAAAUCAAUCACACUGACGAUAACAACCUAUCCCAAUACUACGAAAAUUACGCCUAUGAAAAUGAGCCUGCCGAAAUUCCAAGUGUCAUGGACUUCAUACCACGGAGAAACGAUAGAAUUGAAAUGCCAUCACUGAAGUACAGAUUUCCUAAAAGCAUGCAAGCUAACGAAAGUGAAUUUAAAAUGGAGAAAAAGAAAGAAGAUAUAGUUAUUUAUGUUAGUACACCAACUGAACGAUCAGAACCUAAAUCUACAACGCAAAAGUCAAAAAAAGAACCAAAACCAAACAGUAAAGUGAAUUUUGUUAAAAAUAACGAAGAUAUACCUGAGUCUGCAACUGAUGUAAUUAAAGACGAUUACAGGCCAUUUAUAAAUAAAAUGGAAGAUUUGAGCCAAAUAGGAAACAGAGAAUAUCAAACAAUUAUCAAGCCCACCGUUAUCGUAAAUUUUCGUGGCACAGUGAGUCACAGAGAUGGUGAAAUAAGGCUAGAAAAACGAAAUAAUCCAAAAAGGAAACAGGACACAGACGAAGCAAGAAAUAUAUUCAAUAUUAGUCAAGAAAUAAAAUUAGAAAGACCAAAUGGCAUUGUUGAUGUUGAAGGAAUGAGACGCUUCCAUAACAAAGUUAAACAAAACGUUAAUGUUGUUUCAAACAAUUUAAAAGAAAAAGUUGAUGAGAAUAUGACAAUGUGUCAAACAUCUAUCUCAUCUUCGGAAGAAAAUGAACGCAACGCGCGAGAAAAUGAUAACGUUUUUCAAAUUGUAGUUACAGUGUAG